AUGAUAUUUCAAUUUUAGUGUAUUAGAAAACAUCUAAUAUUUGAUAAAUAAUACUUAUUAACCUAUGAUGGUUCAAGUAUAUUUAUUGGGGAAACAAAAGCAAAACCCAAAUACCAAUUGGAAGUAUCUCUAAGAUCUACAAUAACAUUCCACAUCGACGAGGACUUUUAUGGUUUUUCUAUUCCAUACUAAGGCCAAUAGAAGCUCUUCAGGGCAAAUGCCAACAAAAUUAGGGAAUUAAAGAAAUUAAUCGACGCUAAGAUAGUUUAUCUUGACAUAAAUCAAUUCUACCUUCCGUAAUAGGUUUUAGGAGUUGGAGCCUUCUCACAAGUGUAAAUGGUGUAAAAUUUGUAGACAAAGUAGUUAGUAGCUGCAAAAUUUCUGAACAAGAUUCGAGAAGGGAAAUCAAACACCGAAAGAAUGAAUGAUAUAAUAAAUGAAAUCUAAAUAUUGUACCGAUUAAAUCACCCAAAUAUUGUGAGAAUUAAAGAAAUAUAUGAUAAAACUAAUUAAAUAGUCAUCAUACAUGAAUAUGUGGAUGGUUAAACUUUAGAAAGAUUCAUCAAUGAGCAUGGAACUCAAUUACAUUAAACUGAAAUUUAAUCAAUUAUGAGACAAAUUUUGCUAGCCAUUGUCUAUAUACAUGAAUAAGGAUUGCUACAUAGAGACAUCAAACCAGACAACAUAAUGAUUGACAAAAACCUGAACAUUAAGUUAAUUGAUUUUGGAUUGGCAACAAAACAAGGAAGUCCGUUAUGCGUUCUAAAAUGUGGAACUCCAGGAUAUAUUGCACCUGAAAUUAUCAAUUCUUAGAAGCCUCAAUACAACAACAAGAGUGAUAUCUUUAGUCUUGGAGUUGUGUUCUACAAACUGUAAUCCAUUCAUUUCACCCUAGAAUUACUCAACAGGAUUUAUCAUCUGUAAUAUUGCUAUAAUGAGAACAUACUUUCAUUUGAACAAUUAGUCGAAUAUAAUAUAUCAGACUCCUGCUUUGACUUAUUGACUAAUAUGCUCUGUUAUGAUAAGAACAAAAGAAUAAGUGCGAAAGAGUGUUUGCAACAUAAUUAUUUUAAAGAGAGUCUUCGACCUUCUGCCAAGAAAACUUAAGUCUUACUUUAACAAUCUACUUAAUUCGUUUAACAAUAAUCAACUAUGUUUUAGUCCUAAUUGUCAGAAGGAAGUCGAAAACAAUCCAGAAAAGUUAGUGAUAAAACAAACAAUCGAUCUUUAUCGCACAAAAAAUCGAUUAAAUCUGAUAGUUCAAUAUGA
Messenger RNA from Paramecium tetraurelia, 1269 nucleotides. RefSeq lists its product as uncharacterized. Gene Ontology annotation, cellular component: cytoplasm; nucleus. Gene Ontology annotation, biological process: protein phosphorylation; mitotic DNA damage checkpoint signaling. The transcript is spliced from 7 exons. Lineage: Eukaryota; Ciliophora; Oligohymenophorea; Peniculida; Parameciidae. Gene Ontology annotation, molecular function: ATP binding; protein serine/threonine kinase activity. The record is from RefSeq and is a predicted model, not a curated record.